Molecule: messenger RNA, 3243 nt
Organism: Meriones unguiculatus (Mongolian gerbil)
Lineage: Eukaryota; Metazoa; Chordata; Mammalia; Rodentia; Muridae
Gene: Neurod2
Product: neuronal differentiation 2
Exons: 2
Coding region: 140-1366 (408 amino acids)
Biological process (GO): regulation of DNA-templated transcription; nervous system development
Molecular function (GO): protein dimerization activity
Source: RefSeq, a predicted model, not a curated record
CCUUGAGGAACCGCUGCCCCCGCUCCCUGAAGAUGGGGGAACAAUGAAAUAAGCGAGAAGAUUCCUCUUCUCCCCCCCUCUCUCUCUUGCCCCCUCCCCCCUCCCCUCCCCUCUCCCCUUGACUCCUCUCUGAGGCACCAUGCUGACCCGCCUGUUCAGCGAGCCCGGCCUGCUCUCGGACGUGCCCAAGUUCGCCAGCUGGGGCGACGGCGACGACGACGAGCCGCCGAGGAGCGACAAGGGCGACGCGCCACCGCAGCAGCAGCAGCCGCCGCCGCCGCCGCCGCCUCCACCUCCUCCUCCCCACGCCGCCCCGGGCACCGGGGCACCGGGACCCGCCCGGGCCUCCAAGCCCGUGUCCCUCCGCGGAGAAGACGUCCCCCAGGAAGCCGCGUUGGCCGAGGUCAAGGAGGAAGGGGAGCUGGGAGGAGGCGAGGACGACGACGACGACGACGAGGAGGAGGGCCUGGACGAGGCGGAGGGCGAGAGGCCCAAGAAGCGGGGGCCGAAGAAGCGCAAGAUGACCAAGGCGCGCCUGGAGCGCUCCAAGCUGCGGAGGCAGAAGGCGAACGCGCGGGAGCGCAACCGCAUGCACGACCUGAACGCGGCGCUCGACAACCUGCGCAAGGUGGUGCCCUGCUACUCCAAGACGCAGAAGCUGUCCAAGAUCGAGACCCUGCGCCUGGCCAAGAACUACAUCUGGGCCCUGUCGGAGAUCCUGCGCUCCGGCAAGCGGCCGGACCUGGUGUCGUACGUGCAGACGCUGUGCAAGGGCCUGUCCCAACCCACCACCAACCUGGUGGCCGGCUGCCUGCAGCUCAACUCGCGCAACUUCCUCACGGAGCAGGGCGCCGACGGCGCCGGCCGCUUCCACGCCUCGGGCGGGCCUUUCGCCGUGCACCCCUACCCCUACCCCUGCUCCCGCCUGGCUGGCGCCCAGUGUCAGGCGGCCGGAGGCCUGGGCGGGGGCGCGGCGGCGGCUGCGCACGCCCUGCGGACCCACGGCUACUGCGCCGCCGCGGCCUACGAGACGCUGUACGCGGCGGCGGCGGCGGGGGGCGGGGGCGGCGGCGCCAGCCCGGACUACAACAGCUCCGAGUACGAGGGCCCGCUCAGCCCCCCGCUCUGCCUCAACGGCAACUUCUCCCUCAAGCAGGACUCGUCCCCGGACCACGACAAGAGCUACCACUACUCUAUGCACUACUCGGCGCUGCCGGGCUCGCGGCCCGCGGGCCACGGGCUGGUGUUCGGCUCGUCGGCCGUGCGCGGCGGCGUGCACUCCGACAACCUCCUGUCCUACGACGUGCACCUCCACCACGACCGGGGCCCCAUGUACGAGGAGCUCAACGCGUUUUUCCAUAACUGACGCCCCUCGCGCGCCGACCCCCUCUCCUCCUCCUCCUCCACCUCCUGGGCCUCGGCCUUUGGGCUGGGGUCCUUCCCCCCUCGGGGAUGCCCUCGGGGCGCGCGGGGGGUUCUGCGGCUCUCCGCGGCGGUGGCGCGCGCUCUGACCUGUGGGUGGCCCGUCCCAGGGGCCUGUCGCUCGGCCCUGGGGACUCGCCUUCUCUCUCUCUCUCUCUCUCUCUCUCUCUCUCUCUCUCUCUCCCUCUCUCCCUCCCCCCUAACGGGCCUCCCCCCCACCUUGGAGAGCACCUCUAGGGACCUCCCGCUCAGCCCUCCCAGGAGACCCCCUCCGCAUUCCCAAACUUGGGUUUUCUCUCCCCUCCCCCACAGGCCGGAAGGCGUUGGCUAGGGGCAGCUAGCUGAGUUUCGGGAUGGUGUCUCUUUCCCCCUCACCCCCACUUAUGGUUACUUUAAAAAAACAGACGCCGAGCUGCCCAGGCCGAAACGAGUUGCUAUCUGUUCCUUCUCGAAGAAGGCAAAAGCCAGGGCGCCCAAACGCCUUCACCCCGACCGGAAUCUCCGCGGGUUUUUUGUUGUUGUUUCUUUUUAAAUUUUUUUUUUUUAUUUCGGUGGGAAGGGAUGCGGAUUGAGAGGAAAGAGAGAGGCAAAGCCAAUUUGUAACUAGGAUAAUUUUUCCUUUUCCCUUUUUAAAAAAAAACAAAAAACAAAAAACAAACGAACAUACAAAAGGAAAAAAAAAAGAGAAAAAGAAAAAGGAAAAAAAAAAAAAAAAAGGCAGAGAGGCAACGGGAGGCCGAACUCAGAGUCCGGAUCGGAGAGAAAAUGCAGUAAGAACUUUUAGAAGCAAUAAAGGCAAAAAUAAAUAAAUAAUAAUAAUAAUAAUAUACUACCAAUAAUAAUUUUUAAAAAGACACAACUAUCUAUGCAAGGAGGUUCUGACUGAGCCUAGCAGCCGGGCCCGGGACGCCCCCUCGGGUCCGCCGGCUGCCCCGCCCACGCGCGGAUCUGUGCACUUUGGUGAAGUGGGGGGCCCGCGCCGCCCCUCCCCCCAGGUCCUUACAAUCAAUGACUCGGAGAUUUGGAGCCCCAGUGCCACCGCCCUCCCCCCCACCCCGGCCUGCCCCGUCCCGUUGCGCGUCGUACUGUUUUCUAAAAAGACCUGUUUCCAAAUUUGUAUGGAAUGGCAAACUGUUGGGGGGUCGGUUUGGGGAGGGAGGGUUUGCAUGAGAGACACACACACACACACACACACACACGCACGCACGCACACACACACACGCACCGCACGCACACGCGGGCCCGCCGCGGGCGUCCGCGGACACGAGGGGGCGAGUCUCCUGGCUCCGGCCCUCCCCGUCCAGCCCCUCUCGGGGUGAGGUGGGGGAGCCCAGACCCGGGGCAGCCCUGCCCCUGCCCGGACUGUGCCUCGGUGGGCGCCAAGCUCCUGGUGGCUGCUGGUGGCUGGAGAGGGUUUGUUUUUGUUUUUAUUUAUUUUUUCUUUUUUGGUUUGGUUUUUUUUUUGUUUGUUUGUUUGGUUUUUGGUUUUGGUUUUUGGUUUUGUUUUUUUUUUGGGGGGGGCGGGGAUUUCUGUUGUCGUUGCUUUGGUUUUCUGUUCCGUGGUGUGUUUCGGUUCGAGGCUCCCCCUGACUUUGGUCCCCCAGCGAGCUGAGGGAGGCAACAGGUGACCCUCUCCCCGCCAGGCAGGGACAUCAGGCACCCAAACACUCGAUGCAAAAAAACGCAAACCCACAGGCGACACACCCCCCACACACGCAAUUCGAAGAUGAAACUCCUGUCGGACACCCGAAGUGCAUUGCGUGUUUCUGUUGAGUUUAAUGGCGAUUAAUAAAUAUUUAUGUAAAUGAGAUGCAAAGCAGA